Loxodonta africana (African savanna elephant) is the source of this 2880-nucleotide messenger RNA. RefSeq names its product poly(ADP-ribose) polymerase family member 12 (gene PARP12). Lineage: Eukaryota; Metazoa; Chordata; Mammalia; Proboscidea; Elephantidae. Gene Ontology annotation, cellular component: nucleus. The record is from RefSeq and is a predicted model, not a curated record. The coding region runs from base 16 to 2124 and encodes 702 amino acids. The transcript has 12 exons. Gene Ontology annotation, molecular function: NAD+ poly-ADP-ribosyltransferase activity; metal ion binding; NAD+-protein mono-ADP-ribosyltransferase activity.
ACCCCGUGUCCCGCCAUGGCGCUGGCCGCGGCGCUCGGCGAGGCCACCCAGGCGCUGUGCGCGGCGGGCGGCGGCCUGGAGCUGGACGAGCUGCGGAAGCGGCUGCGCGCGGACGAGAGGACGCUGGCGGCGCUGCUGCGGGAUGGCGGGCGGCUGGCGGUGGCGACGCGGGGGCCCGGGGGCCGGGCGCGGCGCGUGGUGCUGGCCGUGACCAAGCUGCGUCUCUGCCGCGGGCCCCAGGGCCGCCGGACGGCCUGCGCCGGGCUCUGCGCGCAGCUGCACCUCUGCAAGUUCCUGCUCUACGGGGCGUGCAAGUUCCAGGAGUCCGGGAAGAGCUGCAGGAAUGGCCACAGCCUGAUGACUCUGCACAACCAGGGCGUGCUGAGGGCCCACGGCGUAGACCACCUCAGCUUCAGUGAGCUCUGCCAGCUGUUGUUCCAGAAUGACCCCUGGCUCCUGCCCGACAUCUGCCUUCAUUACAAUAAAGGCGACGGGCCCCACGGCUCCUGCACCUUCCAGACAGAGUGCAUCAAGCUCCACAUCUGCCAGUACUUCUUACAGUGCGAGUGCAAGUUUGGCGCGAGCUGUAAGCGAUCCCACGACUUCUCUAGCCCUGAGACGGUGGUGAAACUGAAGAAGCUGGGCAUGAGCCCCGACCUGGUGCGCAGGCUGCCUGCCAUUUACAGGAACGCACAUGACAUCAAGAAUCAGGGGUCCGUCCUGGAUACCCCACUCCCGGGCCCUCAGGCGACCUCUGAAAGAAGAAACAGUUCAGGUUCUGGGCCCCCAAACACUCCCAACCAAGAGGAGAAGGCUCAGAUCUGCUUGUACCACAUCUGGAAAACUUGUAGCUUCCAAGACAAGUGUCAUCGAGUCCAUUUCCAUUUGCCCUAUCGCUGGCAGUUCUUGUAUGGAGGCAAGUGGAAGGAUUUGUACGAAAUGGAGCUUAUUGAAGAGGCGUACAGCAACCCCGGAAGAGACAGGGUCUCCUGUGCCGAGUCAGCUGAUAAACUUAUUGUUCAUUGGCUGUGCUUUGACUCCAUGAAGUUUGGCACCUUCCCGGCUCGCCGCCUCUCCACGGCCUCCUCAGCCACCAAGCCACCGUACUUCAUUCUCACCACCGACUGGGUGUGGUACUGGACUGAUGAGGCCGGUUCUUGGCAGGAAUAUGGAAAACAAGGCACAGGGCACCCCGUGGCCACGGUCAGCAGCAGCGAGUUGGAGAAAGCCUACCUGGUGUACUGCACAGCCAGCUCCGACAGCCAGGUGGCCACUCUGAAGUUCAAGGCUGGGAAGCAUGAAUAUGAGUUAGAUUUCAAAGCCUUUGUUCAGAAAAACCUGCGCAGUAGUACAAUCAGAAAGAUUUGCCGGAGACCCAAAUACGUGUCCCCACAGGACGUGAAGAUGAAGCAAACCUGCAAUGUCCAGUUUCAAGGCCCAAAGAACAUCCCAGACUAUUGGGACCCUUCUGCCCUGCCAGACCUGGGAUUUAAGAGGAUAGCUCUCAGCCCUUCCUCGGAGGAGUACCAGAAGGUCCACGAGCUCUUCAGCCGCACGCUGCCCUCCUACCUGAUCCAGAAGAUCGAGCGUGUGCAGAACCUGGCCCUCUGGGAAAUCUACCAGUGGCAGAAGGGUCAGAUGCAGAAGAGGCGCGGGGGCGAGGUGGUGGAUGAGAGGCGGCUCUUCCACGGCACCAGUUCCUGUUUCGUCGACGCCAUCUGCCAGCAGAACUUCGACUGGCGCAUCUGCGGGCUCCACGGCACCUCCUACGGCAAGGGUAGCUACUUCGCCCUGGACGCCGCGUACUCCCACCACUACAGCAAGGCCAGUGGGCAGUCCCACAUGAUGUUCUUGGCCCGAGUGCUGGUGGGUGAGUUCGUCCGCGGCUGCGCCACCUACGUGCGCCCACCAGCCAAGGAGGGCCAGAGCGACGUCUUCUACGACAGCUGCGUGAACAGAAUGUCUGACCCGACCAUCUUUGUGGUCUUCGAGAAGCACCAGGUCUACCCGGAGUACCUCAUCCAGUACACGACCAGCGCCUCACCCGCAGCUGCCAUCCCGCUUCCCCAGGCCUCCGACGGGGGUGGGCUACGCGCCAGCCUCCUGGGGUUGUUCCACCGCUGAGGCAGCCUCCCCUGACGCGCAGGUGGUUGCGGAUGUGCUGUGUGGUUUUUUUUUUAACAAAACAAUUUUAAUGAACUGUUUGUACGAUGUUGUCUUCUCAAUGAUGGUAGUUUCCACUUUUACGUGUCCCCCAUUUGGGCUCUGGAGCAGCCUCCCAGUAGGCCUGUGGUUGCCUUUUAACAAUGUGUCUUAAAAUUUUAUGUUUUACUCUCAUUGUUGGCUUGCUGCUCGUUGGUACCGGGCUCAGAUUUCUAGAAAGGGUUUUAUGGAGUAGCUUUACCUUUUAGGAUUUUCUGUCUUUACUGUGAUCCUGGGCCUCUGUGGCAUCUGCUUUGAUUUUUUUAGUCCGGCAGUUGCUACUGGACCCUGCGAACUUAGUGAGGCUGAGGGGACGCAGUCCGGCUGCCCACUGCUCAGGCUAACCUGGCUGCUUCGCUUGGGCUUCUGGCCUUGGAACUGGACUGUGUCUCAUUGUCUGAACAAGUGGCUGCUGUGUGGUGUCCCCGAGUCUUGAGGGUGUCCUUUGUCCUGGUGGGCCAGCCAUUACUUCCACGAAGUGUGUUCACCUGGCAGGUGACACGAAUGAAUGGUGGCCCUGAGGACCACCGCUUGGUUUGGGUAUGCAUCCUGCAUCUCCCUGGCACACUGAACAGCCUGAGUGUGGGCUGUACGGCCCAGGGAGAUUGGAGUCCCAGUGCUGUAAAUGUCACAUAAAACUUGGAAAUAAAGGGCUUACCUAAGUGGGCAGAGACUGCA